This is a messenger RNA of Dovyalis caffra, 1938 nucleotides long. NCBI's taxonomy places the organism in Eukaryota, Viridiplantae, Streptophyta, Magnoliopsida, Malpighiales, Salicaceae. The record is from the annotation of a GenBank genome assembly.
AUGGGUAAGAAAAUUUACGAGGGUGGCCAAAUACUGUCGAAGUUCAGCGAUAGCUGUAAAUCAGAAAGAGUUGAGAUAAAGGGUACUCCUCCUCCAGGAAACGCAGAAAUGAAUGGCACCAUCCAAUGUAGCUGCACCAUCACUAAUGAUGCUUUCUGUCACAUUACCGCAUUGAGCCUUGAAGCAAAUCAGUUUUCUGGCACUAUACCUCCUCAGCUUGGGAACCUUGUCAACUUAACAACUCUGAUACUUUCCAAUAAUCAGUUAGAGGGAAGCUUGCCAGAGACACUCGCGCAGAUAAAAGGCAUGGAGGAUUUUCGUGCUAGUGAUAAUAACUUCAAUGGCACCAUACCCGAGUUCGUUGGGAAUUGGACUCAACUUAAAAGGCUCGAGUUCUACGCGACUGGACUGAAAGGACCCGUGCCUCCUGCCAUUUUUGAUUUGGAAAACUUGGUUGAUUUGAGAAUUACUGAUUUAUCUGGACCAGAGUUUCAGUUACCUAGCAUGUCCAAGAGCAUAAAGGAUUACUUGGUUUUGAGGAACAUCAAUUUAGUUGGAGUUAUCCGAAAAGUUGCAUGGGCAUGGGAAACGGAAAUAACUCUUUACCAAGCUGCAGCUUCGAUGCUAAGGAUACAAACAGGUUUCGAAGCUCAUCCAUCAAGAAUACCUUAUUAUCAAUCAUUCCACGUAAAUUGUGGUGGACCAGAUGUAGAGAGCGAAAGAAUCUUGUAUGAAGGUGAGCAAAAUAAUGAAUGUAGUAAUGCUGCUGCAAGGAAUUAUUAUAGAUUAGGAUCAAACUGGGGAUUCAGCUGCACAGGAGAUUUCAUGGAUGAUAAAAACUACAACGACAACAGAUAUACAAUUGAAUCAAACUCUAAUAUUUCUAUGGAUGAAUUGUAUACUACAGCACGUAGAACACCCCUGUCUCUCACUUAUUAUGGAUAUUGUCUAGAAAAUGGGAUUUAUACUGUUAGACUCCACUUUGCUGAGAUAGAAUUGACAGAUGAAGAACUAUACAACAAAGUUGCAAGGCGUGUUUUUGAUAUUUACAUUCAGGGAAAACUUGAGAAAAAGAAUUUUAACAUUAAGGAGGCAGCCAAUGGAUUUAGCAAAAACUUCACAAUAGUAUUCAACACCACUGUGACAGACGGUACCUUGGAGAUCCGUUUAUACUGGGCUGGAAAAGGGACUACUUGCAUUCCAAGAAGAGGAGAUUAUGGUCCUAUAAUUUCUGCUAUAUCUGUAUGUUCAGGUCACAGAACUUAUUGUCCAGAACCUGAAGAAGCAAGUACAAAACCUAUUGUGAUCGGAGUUGUCACUUCAACAGUAUGCCUUGUUUUUUUGGUAAUGGGUGUCAUUUAUUGGAAAUUCUGGUAUGGAGACAAGUACAAAUACACAAGAAAACGAGCACCAGAUUCCGAAACAUGUGCUCUGAAGUUGGAUUGGCCGACAAGAUAUAAGAUAUGUGUUGGAAUUGCCAGAGGUUUAACAUUUCUCCAUGAAGGCUCAGCAAUCAGGGUUGCAUUUGCUUUGCAAAAAAGAGGAAAAUUGAUGGAGAUAGUGGACCCAAAGCUGCAGUCUGAAUUCAUCAAGGAAGAGGCUGAAAGGAUGAUCAAAGUGGCUCUCUUAUGCGCCAAUGCGUCUCCAUCUCUAAGGCCUACAAUGCCAGCAGUGGUGAGUAUGCUUGAAGGACAGACAAGCAUUCAGGAAGUGAUGUCGGAUCCUAGCAUUUACGGUGAUGAUUUACAACUUCAACACCUAAAAGGCCACUACCAACAGGUUGGAGACCAGAGUUUAACCAGCGGCAGCACCCAAGACCUCAUUUCUUCAUCUGAUAAAACAUGGACCGUAUCCUCCUCCACGUCUGCGAAAGAUCUUUACCCACCCAAUCCUGAGUCCAAGUAUUCAAACAUUAGUGAAACUUCACCUUUUGUUUAA